CAACCGAAGCCGGCCAGUAGUUCGUUUCUGUUUACAUAGUAACUGAAGGGAACGCCGAAAUGUUAGCAGGAUAGCAAGACAGCGAAUUUGAAGAGCAAAGCGGAUAGAAACUUUGUACAAACUUGUUUAGUCGCGUUUGUUGGUUAAGACUAUCUGUUGUCCGUCAUGGGAGUGACGCUCUCCAGGGCAGUUCAGUUCAGUUCUGACGCAGAUAAACUCGAGGAUAGCCCUCUGAAUAAUGACAUACUGACUGAAAUCCUGCUCUUCACGGAGGACUUCGACGACAGAUACCCGCAGGAGGCCAGGAUUCUGUUCAGGGAGCCUUUACGCUGGAAAACAUCUCUAGAAGCGGCUGAUUUCACAUCAGAUAUAUAUGACACCAAAGGAGAAUCAGCUGUGUCUUUGGAAUGUGAUGAUAAGGGAAGUCCCCUUCUCCAGCUGAGUCCACCUGACAUUACAGUUCACUCAUUUCACCAUCUCUCUAACCUUUUGCAACUAAGCAAAGAUAAAAAGAUGAAGGAGAUCCAGGCCUGUUUGGAGGUUAACAGAGAGCCAAUAAAGAAGAUCUUUGGGCCCAUGUCUCCCACAAUACACGAAGACAAUCUGUUCAAUAUCCUGCAUCAGCUGGACGAGAAGCUGUUAAAUAUUGCUGUCAAACCUAUCACCGGAGAGGGCAGGCUAAGCCCAGCAGCUGUUAAUACAGAGGUAGAUCUGUUGAAGAGAUUCUGUGGAACAAGAGAAGACCGGGCGCUGAAGUCUGUGAGCUACACAUCAGAUUACGUUUUCUCCAAUGGUUGUCGUUCUCCACCGUGGAGGCAGAUGGAUGGAGAGAUCUGCUCCCUUAUAAUUGAGACCUGUGACACAGAGCCCACGCUGUUCAUCACUUGCAGUACAAGUGGAGUUUUUUUCGAUGAGAGAAUCCAUGGAGAAGGAGGUGUAAACUACUAUAUGAGAAAAAGUGAACUCUACAAAGACAUUAUUACACUGCUGAAAAACAUGUCUCCCCAUUUUGCUGCAGCUGCUAAUGAACAGGACUCUGCCAUUCAAGAUGUGCCAUCCACUAAAAAGAUCUUACAUGUGGAAACGGUUGAUGUUGAGGAAACAGGCCAAACCCUGAAGUCUUACGACCAUGAGGAAAAGAAUGUGCCUGAGAAGGCGAGACAACAGCUUGUGCGGAACAAGCCGGGCGGUAGGAAGAAGAAAUUAGAACCAUCUUUAAAAUGGAAGAACCUCUGCCUCACGUCUUCUUAUGAUGAGGUAGAGGAGAAGACUGGAAGGAGCAGAGAAAGCAAGAAGAUCUUGGAAAAUGGCACAAAAUCACCUGCAUCCGAGAACAAAAAAAAGGCAAUUUUUUCUGGAUCGUCUUUGCCAGGCUGCCAAUCUUCUCAAAAAAUCAAAAGCCCAGGAGGAGCUGACGACUUCAGUGAGAGUUCAUCAGAGGAUGAGGAAGAUGAGGAACAGCCCGAAAGACGGUCCGAGAUCCCCACCGACCUGCCCUCUGAAUACUGGCAGAUCCAAAAACUAGUCAAAUACUUAAAGGGGGCUAAUCAGACAGCCACAGUGAUUGUGUUGUGCGCUUUGAGAGACUUUAACCUGGUCCAGGAAACUUGUCAGCUGGCUAUCAGAGACGUGGGGGGGCUGGAGGUCCUCAUCAACCUGCUUGACACAGAUGACAUCAGAUGUAAAAUUGGUUCUUUAAAGAUCUUGAAGGAGAUCAGUUGUAACUCUCAGAUUCGGCAAACCAUCGCUGAUCUGGGUGGUUUGCAGACCAUGGUGUCCAUCCUGGACUCUCCUGACAAAGACCUGAAGUGCCUGGCUGCUGAGACCAUCGCCAAUGUAGCCAAGUUCAAACGGGCCCGCAGGACUGUCCGACAGCACGGUGGCAUCAAGAGACUGGUGGAGUUGUUGGACUGCGUGCCUAAUGGUGUGUCUCUGAGUGCGGAGCGGGAGAGGGAUAUGGAGGUGGCUCGCUGCGGGGCUCUGGCUCUUUGGAGCUGCAGCAAGAGCACCAGGAACAAGGAGUCUAUCCGUCGGGCCGGGGGAAUCCCUCUGCUCGCCCGGCUGCUCAAGUCAUCACAGAAGAACAUGCUCAUCCCAGUAGUGGGGACCUUGCAGGAGUGCGCUUCUGAGAAGAGCUACAGAAUUGCUAUACAGACUGAGGGCAUGAUUGAGGAUCUGGUGAAGAACCUCAGCUGUGACAACCAGGAGCUCCAAAUGCACUGUGCCAGCGCUAUCUUUAAGUGUGCAGAAGAUAAACACACCCGUGAUUUGGUGCGGCAGUACGACGGACUGAAGCCACUGGUCAUGUUGCUUAACGAAGCUGAAAACAAGCAGUUACUAGCUGCCACGACUGGAGCCAUCUGGAAAUGUUCCAUCAGCUUGGAAAAUGUAGCUAAGUUUCAGGAGUAUAAGGCACUAGAAAUUCUGGUAGGUCUGCUCAAAGACCAACCUGAAGAGGUGCUAGUUAAUGUAGUGGGUGCUUUGGGAGAAUGUGCCCAAAUAUCUAAGAAUCUUUCCACCAUCCGCAAAAGCAACGGUAUCCAGCCCUUGGUCAACUUACUCACCGGCACCAACCAGGCCCUUCUGGUCAACGUCACAAGGGCAGUGGGAGCUUGUGCCACUGACCCUGAGAACAUGGCGAUAAUCGAUCGUCUUGAUGGUGUACGCCUUCUUUGGUCUUUGCUGAAGAACCCCAAUCCAGAAGUUCAGGCCAGUGCUGCCUGGGCCAUCUGCCCCUGCAUUGAGAAUGCAAAGGAUGCUGGAGAAAUGGUGCGUUCCUUUGUGGGUGGUUUGGAGCUCAUUGUUAACCUUCUAAAAUCACAGAAUAAAGACGUGCUGGCCAGUGUUUGUGCAGCCAUUGCCAAAAUUGCUAAAGAUGUGGAGAACCUGGCAGUUAUUACAGACCAUGGUGUGGUUCCCAUGCUGGCCAAUCUCACCAAUACUGGGGAUGAUAAGUUACGGCGGUACCUAGCAGAAGCCAUCGCCUGCUGCUGUACAUGGGGGAGUAAUUGUGUAUCAUUUGGGGAAGCUGGAGCUGUAGCCCCACUGGUACACUACCUUCGAUCAAAAGACCCUUUGGUGCACCAAGCGACAGCCAGGGCUCUGUUUGAGCUGUCUAAAGACCCUACCAACUGCAUCACAAUGCAUGAAAAUGGAGUAGUCAAGCUCCUGCUCAUCAUGAUCGGAUCCACGGAUGAGGUUCUGCAGGAGGCAGCAGCCAGCUGUGUGGCCAACAUUCGACGCCUGGCGCUGGCCAACGACAAGGCUAAAUAUGGGUAAAAGUUAUCGCAUCUUCCCUUCAGUCUCACCCGCAGUGGGCAACAAAUGAGUUCCUUUACCCACCCAAUGAGUAUAAAUGGAUCAGCUGCGAUGCCCGAUGCGUUUUUAUUUAUAUUUUACUUCAGCUCUGUAAUAAUAGGAAGCAUUUAGCCAAAGCUAAACAUGUCAUUAAUUAAUUUGUUGGAGUCUACAACCCUGGCUCACCCUUGUCUCAGCUUUUUCCCUCAAUUUCCUCAUUGCAGCAUCUAAUUUAACAAUAACAAUAAACGCUUUGUUCUCCUAUGUGUGUAGACGCCAAAUGUUCCACAGUUUACGUUCUCUGAAGUGGUUUCGAGCAUAAAUACAACACAUUCACAAAUGCAGCAGGUACUGUUGUCCACACGUCUGAGUUAACAGGCACAUCUGGUGAUGUGACUUUUGUUUAAAAAGUUCAUGCAACCCUGUAAUUGAAGACUGCUUGCUGAUUAAAGCAGAAGUCUCGUUCUCAUAUGCUUACGGACACGAUAGUUAUUCAGGCCUUAUGAUGACCACAUACACAAACAUGUAGGGAAAAUAAAACAAACCAAACACUCACUCACAUGGUUUCAACCAGACAAAGACAGUCCCAUUAAUGUGAAAAAUCGCUCAUAAAUUCAUUCAACAGUGACGUGAAUGGGCAGAAUGCUUGGAGAACUUGGAACAAUGCAGUAGCAGGUCCCUUCUGCACUGUGAGUAAAUAUGAUUUUGUGCAUAAUUGACGUGCAGCAGCUCCCUGAUGAGAUGGAGUAUUUUGCGUUAUUAUUUGUUAUUGAAAAAAUAUGGUGGUGGCUCCUCUCAAUGUCCUCAUUAAUUCUGCCUGUUAAAAGUAGGAGCGAGUAUGAGGAAAAUGAGACCACCUCAACAGUACAGCAGCAGCGUGCCUUUUGCUCAGACAGCCCCAUAAAAUGUAAUCCUUAAAAAUAAUCAUGUUUUAUAUUAUCGGCUUCAAUCCAAUGUCCAGUAUUUUCACUACCAGAUAUAAUGAACGCAAAACAACAAAACAAGCAGAGAUACAAUUACGCAGACUUGUGGAACAAACAGUGGAAAUUUGUCAUAUAAUGACUCAAAUGUCAAUGCUGCACUGUAAAAAUGUGCGGUUAUUAACUUAAGGAGUUAAGUUAAUAACCUGAUCUGAACCUGAUUCUUGACUUUAGUUAGUGUAACCUACUAUACGUAGUGAAUAUACGUAGUUUGAGCAUACACAUCCAUCAUUUUCAUCAUAGAGAGUUGAUCUUUUGAUGAAACCCUUUUUAAAGCACAGCGUUUAUAUCACAAUGUUUGAGUGGGUCCAAAAUUAUAAUAAAUGUACAACCAAGUCUUUAAGUCUUUUAAGGACUACAGAGAACAGCCUCUGUUACAGAAUAUGUGGCAGACUAAAUUCAAAAUAAGACUUAUAGUUUUAAUAUUCUCAAUAUUCCUAAAUUCAGACAGUAAAUCCAUUAAUAAUGUAAUCGUUUAACAUACAAUUGGAUCUGAAGACAUUGCGGUAAUUAUUACGGUGAAAGCUUUAUUAUGCCGACCUAAAACACACCAGCAACCAACUAUCUCUGCUGACACCGUGUAAGAAAUCACAUUUACCGUUUUCUACAGUAUGUAAAUAUGUGAAGUAGGAGACAAACGGAACUGGAUAUUUAAAUGUUUGAAUCAAUAUCGAGCUUGAUUAUAGCUGAUUUCCUGUGGCUCCGUAUUUGUCAUACUGGAUUCUCCUGUGUUGAGUCUAUCAUGUAUGGCUAAGUGCAGUUUACUUCAACAGACUAUAAACCAAGAGACUCUAAAUGAGAAUCAUUGUCUUCUGAGUAUACGACUCCGAUCACCAAAAAUAAAUAAGGCCUUUUCAAACCCAAGCAGUGCAGAUGUUACAACCACUACCAUUCCUUUUUUUACAUCUCCUCUUCAUCCAUCUUGGUCUCUCUCUGUUUCUCUCUCUGAGGAUGAUGACUAGUAGGACAUGCCUAACUAACAUCAUUAAACAAAUGUUGCGUGUUUGACUGAAGGACAGGAAUUUAUGGGAUGGUGAGUUGAGGACAGAGGACAUGUUUAAGUCAUUGGGAUGAGAAUUAGUGCUCUAGCGUCUGUCUUCCUGCCCUGUCAGCCCAAAAGUGCAGACCGUUCUCAACCACACCGCCUCAGUCUGUUCAAACCUCAGUUCACUUCUGAUUCCAGCCAUACUUUUGUUUUUAGAAUCUACCUGAGAUCUUAAAUGAGAGGAAAAAUUUAUCUCAACGCAUUUGAACAUACUGUAUAUGUCUUUGCAAACACCUUUUGGAUCCGUUAUUCGAUCAAGGAUAUUUUUUUAAGCUAAUGAGGGGUUCUGCCAUCGCUCUCACACACACACCAACCAGUUGAACCAUUAAUAUUUGGAAGUCAGUGGGGAGGGAAAUACGCAGAGAAAUGUUGCGGUCAUGCUUCACCUAAACCUCCAUCCCUUCCCUCAACGAGAAAUCUGACCUCAUCACAACAACCAGGAACCGUUUCCUUAUUAGAUUUUGAUUGAAUUACAUUGAAUACAGUCUCAUUUGUAUAAAAUCAUAAUUCAGUGUGUUUACUUAAGGUCGUGGUGGGAUGGAGCGAUGAAAUGCAAGUGCGUGCUGCAUGUGAAAAUGAAACGCGUCUGUUUGAAGUGGAGGGUUCCCGCAGCUCCCUAGGCAGUGGGAUAGAAUAUUUCAUAAAGAAACUAAUGACUAGUAAAAUUUUCUUCCAAAUAUCAGAAGUGGCUUUGCUUUGCCUCAAGAGGACAAGAAGGCUGUGUUUUAAUAUAAAGCCAAAUUGGGAGCAGAGCAUCACGGCCCUUAGAAUACAAUGGAAGUGUGUGCUCACUUAACACACAGACCAAACUUCUGCAUGCUCAGUUCACUUGCUUUUUAGAGAUUUUUUUGGUUUCACACACACAUACGCAUGCUAGUGUGCUCAGUAUGUUGCAACAAAGUGUUAGGUUUCUGUUCUUAUGUGGUCACAAACCCUCAAAAUGUAAUACGCUCUCAAAGGUUAAAUAUGUCUUGUAAUGCCUUUGCAUAACUAGAUGGUUUUGGUUUGCCCGCUCACUCUCUCCUUAUUGCUCCAGUUCCCUCCCUCUGUCUUUUUUUUCUCUUUUAAAUGGUUUAACUGCCUCAAAUGAAUUCUGACGUUCCCAUCCAUAAAGUGUAAAUAACUAGCUGGCCUAACAAUAAAUAAACAGAGAAAUGAGUGUGCAAAUACCACAGUGUCUGGGUCGGCUUUCAGACCUGUCCCCUAUAAAGAGCUCAAUGACUUUAAUAAAGACUGCAUUGGUGCUGACAGGCUAUGCUUAUGGUUACAUACUUUAUGGAGUUCACUGAUUUAUUAAAAUAGGAAAAGUCACCUGUAGUAUGCUAUCAUCAAGGGGCAUAGGAAUUAUCUAAAAUGGGGGUAGGGGUGAUAAAUCUCACCAAACUCUUCAAAAUACAGACGUUUUAAAGAACCUUUAGAACAGGCGUUUUUAUGAACUUUUACGCUUAGAACUGUGAAGUGUGGUUGAGCAUGAGAGAUUACGGUGUUCAUGGUCAACGUUAACAAUAAAAGGUCAGAGGUUAAAAACUUGUUAAAUGUUACCGCAUUGUAAAUACUUUUAAUCUUUUUAACAGCAAUAACCUAUAAUAUUAGUGUGGGUGUGUAUUUUUCACUAUUGUGAUACAAAAGACGGAUUGGUCGUUGUGAUUGGUCGGAUCACCUUUCAGUCUAGCUCCCUGU
Molecule: messenger RNA, 7002 nt
Organism: Puntigrus tetrazona (Sumatra barb)
Lineage: Eukaryota; Metazoa; Chordata; Actinopteri; Cypriniformes; Cyprinidae
Gene: odad2
Product: outer dynein arm docking complex subunit 2
Exons: 20
Coding region: 166-3279 (1037 amino acids)
Molecular function (GO): protein binding
Source: RefSeq, a predicted model, not a curated record